CUGGCUGACGGCUGAAGGCUGAAGGCUGGGGGGAGCUCCGAGCGACCGUCCGUGCGUCCUAACCGAGAAGCGGCUCCAUGUCAACAUGCCAACCUUUUCAGUCAUGUACAAAGGAGCAGUGAUCAUUAGCAGGACACUAAUGGGUCCGUAUGGAGUAGACCGAGCUGUUCAUUCCAUGGAGUUUACAGACUGUGAGAAUGGCCUGGGAAUUAAAGUGAUUGGUGGUGUGAAGGAGUUAACUGGAGAGGAGUUUGGAGUCUACGUCAAGCGGAUUUUACCGGGUGGCCUUGCUUCAAGUGAUGGAAACCUGAUGCCAGGAGACCAGAUCUUGGAGGUGAACGGGGACAGUCUAGUCGGAGUCACAAGUGAAAGAGCAGUGGAUGUCUUGAGAGCAGCCUCGGCAACCAAUCACAUGCGCCUUCUCAUAGCCAGAGAUGAGGAAGCAAAGAAAGAAUUUGCUGAGUUGCUAGAGAAGUAUGGAUCUAAUGGCAGCACAGGAUCGACACGCAACUCUCCCAUCCAGCAAGGAGGUCGCUACUUGGAUAGUACAUCAUCAGGUUCAUCAUCUCGCUCCCAGAGUCCUUUGUUGUUGAGCCCAGCAGGCUCUCAGAACAUGUACAACAGCAGUGGGCCUAUGCUGCGCUCCCUCAGUCAUCCCGGCGAAGGAGUGAUUCAGCUCAUUUCAGUGGCGCGAUCCAGCAGUUUGGGCAUCACCAUCGGAGGAGGAUCCAACAGGCCCGACGGCCCCGCGGUCUUCAUCCAGGAAGUGCUGUCUGGAGGAGACUGUCACCGGGAUGGACGUCUGAGACCCGGGGAUCAGCUCAUUGCCAUUAACAAAGAGUCCUUGAUAGGUGUGACCCACGAGGAGGCCAAAAGCAUGCUGAACAAGGUCAAAUUCAGCCAGGACAGCGCAGUGGAAAUCGCCUUCAUCCCAGGGAAAGGACUUUUUCCAAGCAGCACAUCUCUUCACAACGGGAUCCAGCGAGCUUCAGGCAACAACUACAACUCUGGACGUUUAAAAGUCCACAUCAGAUCACCUGAGAUCUGUACAGAGGAGCCAGCCCCAGUGUCCUCAUCUUCUCCUGACAUCUGCCCACCAGAUAUUCAUAUUUCAGGUUCAACCAGCCAGAGGUCGCCAACGGGGGCCAAACCUAAAAUAACACUGGACCCCUACAUACGCCUCAAAUCAGACAAGUUAGACCUGGCUUUGUCCUUCCUCGGGUUGGAUGUCACAGAAGAGAAGAGGAAGAAGUUGAGACAGAGUCUGACCACAGAUCCACAAGGCACCGUGGCCUACGGAGACUUCGUGGAGGCCACCCGGAGCAUCUUCCAGGAGAACUUGGAGGAGCUUGGUUUAGGGGCGGGUCCCUUCAUGUUUUCCUAUCACGAAGCAGCCAGUUUGAUGGACACGUCAGCCUUCCACUCCCCUACAUAUGAAUCUGAAUGCAGCUACAGCAGUGAGGAGAUGGAGCAGUUUCAAACAGAGGUGAAGCAGCUGCAAACCCAAAUGAAGCAGCUCAAGGUGAUGCUGAAGGACAUGGAGCACAGCAAGAAAACCCUGGAGGAGGAGCUGCAGAAGACCUCAGAGAAAGCGUGUCUGACGGUGGAGGAGAACAUCCGCCUGAAGAGUCGUCUGCAGGCAGCCGAGGCCGAGGUGGGUCAGCGGCAGGCCAGCACUGCGGAGCAGGACUACGAGGAGGUGAUCCAGCUGCUGGAGGCUGAGAUCAGAGACCUGAAGAACCAGCUGGCCAGUAAACGGCAAGCACGAGGAGUGGAGGCCGCCAAGGAGGACGUGCAGGAGCUGAACAGGAGGCUGACAACCAUCGACUGCCAGCUGAGGAAGUCCGAGCUGAGCAGGAAACACCUGGAGAUCUCCAACAAGAAGCUGCUGGGCUUUGCACAGAACGUCCACAAAGUGCUGACAACACCCAGCCUGCUCGGAGGAGAAGGCUGGAGCAACAGGUCGUCUCCAGCCACCGACAGCCCCGACACCCCGUCACCGCUUCCUGAUCCUGCCUUCCAACUGGCUGUGGAGGCCAAAGAGCUGGUGGCAGGAGUCUGCACCCUCACUGCUGAUGACAAAGCAUCAGAGAGUGCAUUGGAGGCAGCAUCAGUCCCAGAUGUCAGCCCUCAUGAUAUGUGAGCAACAAAGAGCCAGAGAGGACUGUGGGAGGACCUGGGCGGGCUGAAGAGGCCGAGUGAGCAGCUGAACCCCUGAUGGACUGCACCGCAGUCAACAGACGCGGCACCGUCCAAUACACCUUCUCAAAAUAACAACAACACUUCAAUGAAUUCAAAUCGUUAGUUCACAGCAACAGAUUGAACACAACAAAGCCAGUUUUAAUGCCAAAGCUUGCUGCACACCUCAAAUUAGUGUCUUCCGGUGAAAUAUUCCCCAGUCUUUCAGGAGGGGGGUUCAGAGUGGGAUGUGUUGGACUCAGCCAAGACCCGACUUUCAUCAUUCGACCAUAACACAUGUACAGAAGUCUCUAUGAGAAGUGCUCUGCCAAAUAAAAAGUCUGAGUUACUCUGACAGCGGGUGGUGUUGAAGGAGCUGCAUGAUCGAGUCCACAACACACACAUGCUGUUGUAAACCAUGUUAAUACUCCUCCCUGACCUCUUUUCUACCCCCCACACCACACACACAUGGACUGCAUGUAAAGGGGACUUGUUUGCCUAUAAAGGACAAUCCAGAGCUGGGUGUUCUUCCUGUGUCAUAACUCACUGCCAUCUGCCUCCGUCACACACCAUCGCUUGUUUGCUCUGUUACAGAAGAACUGUUGAGCAAAAAGUAGAAAAAAAAAGCACCAUUGUCCCUUUUUCCAUCUUGCUAACUCUCCUCGUGCCACUACUCAUUAAUAAAAGGCGAAGAAAGAAGUAUUCAGAGAUGUUGGACAGGAGCAGUUUGUCAUCUGUGGCUUUGUAUCUCUGCAUGGUUCAUGUUGAUGUGUCUCCUGCAUCCAGCAGUGGCUUUAAUGUUACUGUAGCUCCUGCUGUGUAAACUUGUGUUUGGUAGUCACAGAGUCUAGGCAGAUAUCAGUCAUAGGCCACAUGAGGAACAUUCAUUUUAUUUCUAGGGACGGCUGCAGAUGCUUUUAAAAACACUGACCCGUCCUGUAUUUCAACCAGAUUGCAUCUUUGGUGUGGCCUCAUAUCUUUCUGUUACUGUUUUAUAUUAAAGGAAUAACUAAUG
This is a messenger RNA of Chelmon rostratus (copperband butterflyfish), 3193 nucleotides long. Its product is annotated as syntaxin-binding protein 4. The coding region runs from base 86 to 2143 and encodes 685 amino acids. The record is from RefSeq and is a predicted model, not a curated record. Gene Ontology annotation, molecular function: protein binding. The transcript is spliced from 21 exons. Lineage: Eukaryota; Metazoa; Chordata; Actinopteri; Chaetodontiformes; Chaetodontidae.